UAACUGCCAGUUCUCUGAUUGCAAACUUUGUUUUCUCUUUUCUGUCUUCAGAAAUUAGACUAUUUCUAUUUUCCUAAGCAGACUGUGAAAAGGUUCUGAACAUUUGCUGCAUUCAGAAGAGCAAUGAGCUGCCAAUACAAUUUCUUAUUUUUAUUCCUCUGUGGAUUUGCCGUGCUCACUGUCUCAAUAAAGACAUGUGGAAAAGAAAUACUAGAAGGAACAUCCUGCACCAUUAAGCUGAUAACGAAAAACAGUGAGAAACCUGAUGAAAUAGAAUGGUACCAUUUAACCAGUGAUACCAUCGUUCUUCUCUGGAAACGUGGGAAAAUCAAAAAAGUGGUUGAAGGUGUAUCUAAGGAAGAAGAUGGAUCAUUAACAUUUAAAAGUGUUAGUCUGAAGGACACCGGCAAAUAUAAAUACAAAGCUUUUAAUAAUGAUGGUACAGAGAUUGGUACUGGAGAAGAGGAAAUUCAGGUUUAUGUAAAGGCUCCUAAACCUACUGUGACAUUUGACUGUGAUGCUGAUAGCAACGCUACUCUCACCUGUGACACUGGAAACCGUACAGAUCUGACCCUAUUCUGGUAUAUAGACACAAUCGUCCAGAAUGAGACAAACCCUCAAAUGUUCCUGACAUUUACUCAGAUACAGAAGAAUCAAACAUACUCAUGCAGUGUAAGCAAUCCUGUCAGCAAUGAACAAAGUGAGAGUAUUCCAGUACUGUGUCAUACAGGUCAUACAGGUCCUACAGGUCCUACAGGUCCUACAGAACCUACAGGUCCUACAGAACCUACAGGUUAUGACCCAGGUCCUGAUACAGAAGUUUCUGGCUCUAAAUUCAAUUUCAUGGUGAGCAUUUUAGCAGGUGGAGGAGCCUUUCUGCUGCUGCUAUGUGUUCUCAUAAUCUGUGCCUGUCGAAGCUGUAGACAACAAAAGAAGCACCAACAAG
Molecule: messenger RNA, 946 nt
Organism: Labeo rohita (rohu)
Lineage: Eukaryota; Metazoa; Chordata; Actinopteri; Cypriniformes; Cyprinidae
Product: CD48 antigen
Exons: 5
Source: RefSeq, a predicted model, not a curated record